Messenger RNA from Durio zibethinus, 1141 nucleotides. Lineage: Eukaryota; Viridiplantae; Streptophyta; Magnoliopsida; Malvales; Malvaceae. The record is from RefSeq and is a predicted model, not a curated record.
CCAAUCCCAAGCUCACCAAUGUAGUUUCCCUGAAAUUCCAGAUCUGAUCCCCCUUUAAUUUCCCUAACCAUUACUAACACCUCUUUUUCUUCUAGGAAAAUGGCGAAAGCACUUGUUUCUGCAAUUAUAAAGCAGCUAGUAAAAGUUAUUGCUGAAUAAAGUUGAAUUGGAUGGUUUGAUCGCCCAUCAAUUUUCUUUCACCAAUCAAUCAAUUAAUAUCUCUCUCUCUCUCUCUCUCUCUCUAUCAAAAUGGCCUCAGCACUUGUUUCUGCCAUCUUGGAGCAACUCGCUGCUAUCGCUACUGAGAACGCGUGGCAAGAGCUGAAGUUGGUGACAGGUGUUGAGAAAGAAGUCGAAAAGCUUGACAGGAAUUUUAAGGCCAUCCGCAAUACGCUUGAAGAUGCAGAGCAAAGGCAAAUUGUGGAGAAAAGCGUGAAAGGCUGGUUAGAUAAGCUCAAAGAAGUGUCUUAUGACAUGGAGGACGUGUUGGAUGAGUGGAGCACUGCACUCUCCAAGUUGCAAACAGAUCCUGAAUUAGAUGUAAGUGCUUCUAUUCCCAAGAGGAUGAAAACUUCCAUAACUUCAUGUGUUUCUUCUUUUUGUCAAGUUGUUAGGCGUCAUGACAUUGCUAGCAAAAUAAAAGGAAUCAAUGAAAGGCUAGAUGAGAUUGCUAAGGAGAAAGAUAGAUAUCAUUUGACAAAAAUAGAAACCAAACAAUUUAGACGAGUAGAGAGUACAUCUUUUGUUGAUGUGUCCAAGUUACAUGGUCGAGAAGAGAUUAAAAAGGAGGUACUGGAGAAACUGUUGAAUGGGACUAGUGAAGAAUGCUGCAUUCAGACCAUCUCUAUAGUAGGGAUGGGAGGGAUCGGAAAAACAGCUCUUGCUCAAUUGAUCUUUAACGACCAAGAAGUUCAAGCACACUUCGACAAUGUAAUUUGGGUGUGUGUCUCGGACUCUUUUGAUGGAAUCAAAAUUGCGAGAGCGAUUUUAGAAUGUCUUGAGCAGAAGUUACCUCUUGAUCAGAAGAUACUUGAAAAGCUCCCAAGUUCAACUUCCUUACAACAUUAUCUGACCAUAAUUCGUAAAAAAUCGAAAGUUCAAAAUUCCUGCUUGUUUUAGAUGAUGUGUGGAAAGACCGUGA